Molecule: messenger RNA, 3518 nt
Organism: Agrilus planipennis (emerald ash borer)
Lineage: Eukaryota; Metazoa; Arthropoda; Insecta; Coleoptera; Buprestidae
Product: cAMP and cAMP-inhibited cGMP 3',5'-cyclic phosphodiesterase 10A-like
Exons: 1
Coding region: 695-2992 (765 amino acids)
Biological process (GO): negative regulation of receptor guanylyl cyclase signaling pathway; signal transduction
Molecular function (GO): protein binding; 3',5'-cGMP-stimulated cyclic-nucleotide phosphodiesterase activity
Source: RefSeq, a predicted model, not a curated record
GGGCAGGUUUUCAAAUUGGACAAGUACAUUAACAAUCUGCCCGCAAAACUUAAAGUAAGAAUUUUGUUGUGAUUCGUUUUUCCAAUUGUCCGUUGAAGUUUCACUUCUACUAUGUGUCCCAGCACACAUUCAAUUUUCGAUGUAUUUACUCCUUUUUUUACUAACAUGAACAUUUUCAACAUAAUGUGAAAUUACGAACAACUUUUUCUUAUUUUUUUUUAUACUGAACGUGGCAACAGGCCAUUUUUGCGAUAUAGUAUUUUUCGUUCCUCCACUUAGAAUAAAAUUGCGGUGAUAGUUUGUGUUUAGAUUAAUCAUUGUGUUUUAUUUUUUUAUUAAAUUAUUGAGUUUGUAAAGCAGGUACAAUUUAAUUUAAAUUAGUUAUUAAAUUUUUCACAAUUGGACCAUUUUGAGUCAUUUCUAAGAAAAGAAAGUUGAGUUUUCGUAAAAACUGUGAUUCGGAAGUUUUACCAGUGCUCUCCUUUCCACACGGGUAUCCCGGUUUCGAUACCCAUAUACGCAGUACUUUUUUUUUCCUUAUUAGAUUGAAUAUUGGUCACAUGCGUUAUUAGUAAUAUAAACACAGUGUCUAGAGUGCUGUGUACUCAUUUUUUUUGACAACUUUCAACAGAAGUUAAAAGCAUACACCGUUCAUACUUUUCUUUUAAAUUCUUCUUAAAUUUAAACGAAAAUAAUGGAAGCGGAAUCUUCAGAAAUUAUGGAUACUGAAAAAAUGGAGAAGAAAAAACAAGCUACAAAGAUCGAUUUUUCAACAUCUGAUAAAGCAACGAAACGAGUAAUUGCUCCGUUUGUAAAAAUUUUUCGUAAGAAAAGAAAAGCUAAAGCAAUAGAAGAAGAAGAAGAUGUAGAUGCUCCCAAGUAUGUUUUUCCGUACAAAAGACCUAGCGUUCUUAUCCAUCACAUGUCAGGAUUUUUAUCUGAAAAUUUAGAUUUAUCUUCAUUAUUACAUGAUACAGCAAAUGUUUUAAAAAACGCUGUCAGAGCAAAAGGAGUUUUACUCUAUUUAAUAGAAGACGAUGAGAUUUAUUUAAGUCAUAAGUCAUACCAAAACGAACGUUUAAAACAAAAAUGGAAAAUUGGACCUGGUUCAAUAGCAGCUGCUUAUGUUGCAUUUACGAAGAGGGUUACAAUUGUUGAUGACAUCUUAACUGACAUGAGAUUUGAUAACAGUUCCCAAAGUAGAGAUGAAACUAUGAAGUCUGUCCUUUGUGUACCAAUUGUUACUCCAGACGAAGAAUGUUUUUCUGUUCUUGAACUUUUUAGAGAUAUUGAACAACCAGUAUUUGAUGCUCAGGACAUUAAUACAGUAUUAGUAACGACCGGAUGGAUUGGAGCUGCUGUUCAACAAAAUCAAAUGAGAUUGCUUUUGCAAAAAAAAAUGGAGCUACAUCAAUUUUUCCUAAAACUCAUUAUGUGGUUUUCUGAGAGUGCCUUGCCAGAAAUGAAUGUCAUACAAGAAAUUCUCAGUUUUGUAAAACACACAUUAGGAGCUGAAAAAGGGAUAUUGUACAAAUUUGUAAAAUUUGGAACCGAAACUUGUUCUUAUUUGUACGAGGAAACGCCAGAUCAUAAGUUAACAAAAAAGGUCCUUUCUUUGAAAUACUUUGAAGAGGCAGGCUUAGUGAAUAACAUUAUACAAUCUCGAAAGAUAUAUAAUAUAACAGACCCUAACGAUCCUAUUUUUAAGAAAUUUUCUGAACAAAAAGUUGGAUCUAUCAAUCGAGCUAUGCUAUGUCUACCGAUAAUUUCUUACGGAGAAGUAAUAGCUAUUUUUAUGCUGCUAAACAAAGUUGGUUGGGACCAUUUUACAAAAGCUGAUGAAAAACUGGCGGAACUGCUAGGAACAUAUACUGCAAUGGCAAUGAAACAUUCAGAAGUUGUAUUAUCUGGAAUUAAAGCAGAUUACGAAAAGGAAGACGUAUCUGAUUUAAUAAACUACCAUAUUAAAGCAUGUGAACACGAUAGAAAACAUUACUUAGAAAAAAUGGAAGGAGUUAUAUUGCCGAAUAAUUUUAGAGAAUUCUCGUGGUAUAUAGAACUGGACGACUUCGAUAAUAUACCUAGAUAUGCAUUAUACAUGAUAGAACGCGUUUGUGGUGAUUUUGAUGUUAAUUCUGAACAAAUGAUGGAUUUUAUUUUAUCAUUACGAAAAAAUUAUAGAAAAAAUCCGUAUCAUAAUUUUGAACAUGCUUUUAAUGUAUGCCAUUGCGUGUACAAUGUGCUACGGAGGAACAUGCUUGACUUUAAACCAAUUGAGCGUAAAGCAUUAAUUAUAGCAGCCUUAAGCCAUGAUGUUGAUAGUCUCGCUUUAACUAACAACUUUUUAGUUCUAACUGACCAUCUCUGGUCCAAACUGUACACUACAUCACCGUCGGAAAGUCAUCAUAGUCAAAUAGCUCUUCGAAUGUUGAAAAACUUUAAUAUUUUUUAUGGUAUGGAUUCCGAUUCAUAUGAAUUAUUUACAAAGCAAGUAAAAGAAAAUAUUAUAUCGACUGAUGUUUUUGUUUUUUUCAAUGUAAAAUUAAAACUGGAGGUUAUUUGCGAGCAUGAAUUGUAUCAAGCAGAAAACGACGUGCACCGAAGUUAUUUACGGUCAAUGCUAAUGACUGCAGGUGAUUUAUCCAUGUAUUGCAAGUCGUUCCACGUUUGUAAACGAUUGGUAGAUCUCCUUUUAUCAGAAUACUAUCAUCAAGGCGAUUUGGAACGAGAAAUGGGAUUUAUUCCUUUGGCGUUAUAUGAUAGAUAUCAAAGUCAUAAAGUAUCGGUAGAACAAGUAAAAUUUUUAAAGUUCGUAGGAUUACCUUGCUUUAAUUUAUUAAAAAUUAUUCUUCCUAAUACAAGUGCUCUGUACGACAGUUGUAUGGUGCUUUUGAAACAGUGGGAAGAAAUUGACGAAUAUAAAAAUCAAAAAACGUGGAAACAAGACGAAUCAAUAUUCUGUAAUAAGGGGUCAGAUGUAGGGGAAAGUUAACUUAACGAUUAAAAAUAUAAAAUGACUGAAUUGCUAAUAAAUUUUGAUUGUUUAUUGUAAGUUUACUAAAAUGCAGAGUUUUACUUUAGAAGAAAAAUGCUGGUUCUUUAAUAAAAUCCUAUAUAUUUAUAGCGGAAGCGAUUUUCGUACCAUAAAUUUUGUUGCACGGAUAUAUCAGUGGAGAGUCCACCUAUUUCGAUGAUCUUGUUUUUUUUUCUUUUUCGUGAAAGGGCAAAUAUUCAAGACACGCAGUCGUCCGUACGACAAAGGAACGCGGAAGGUCAUUUUAACUUUACGGUUAACAUUAGAGAAAACGAUAGAAAAAGAAAAGAACGUGUAUAUAGGAUUAUUAAAUAUACCUACCUACAAAUCUACGAAAGAGAUAUAGAGAUAAAAGAGUGAUUUAAAGUUUGUAUAAAGAGGAACAGGCAGUUCUAGAACUUGAUCGGCAACAGAGAAAUAUUUGGAAGGAAGUCAGGCAAGGAUGCACACUGUCACUACUCUUUUUUAAUAAGCAUCAUUAAAG